Messenger RNA from Anopheles arabiensis, 1929 nucleotides. Its product is annotated as dual specificity protein kinase CLK2-like. Gene Ontology annotation, biological process: protein phosphorylation. Gene Ontology annotation, molecular function: protein kinase activity; ATP binding. The record is from RefSeq and is a predicted model, not a curated record. Gene Ontology annotation, cellular component: nucleus. NCBI's taxonomy places the organism in Eukaryota, Metazoa, Arthropoda, Insecta, Diptera, Culicidae.
GUCAGUCCUACUGCGACCGUUCUCGGACUCUUCUUCCUUCGGCAGUGUUAGCCAGUACCAGUCGAUUUUAUUCGACUCCCAUCAGCAAGGAAGGUUUCGAGGACGAUUUAGACAUCAUCAACCAACACACAGACAGCGAUGCCACGCUCAAAACGCAGGCUUCAUUCGAGGUCCGGGUCCAGGGCGUCUGUCGGCGGCCGGUACGAGGAGAAGCGUAUGAAGCAUACAGAAUCCGGGGACUGCUAUAAGAGUGCGCGGAUAUCAAACACAAGCUCGUCCCGUAGAAAACGGAAGCGCUCGGAAGAGUCUCACCACCAGCGCAGUGUCGGGUCCACCGGUGGCGGCCACAGGAAGAACAGAUAUCGGGAAGAGAAACCGUCGCGGCGCCACGAACAGCAGCAGCCACAGCCACAUCGGACGUCCCGGAAAGACCGCGAGCGGGAGCGAGAGCGCGAGCGGGAACGCGAUCGAGAGCGGGAACGAGAGCGCGAGCGGGAACGCGACCGGGAAAGGGAGCGAGAGCGAGAGCGCGAUCGGGAGCGCGAGCAGCGAGAGCACCGGCCGGAAGUGACGAAACGGCACAGCCCCAUCAAGAACGACUCCCACGGGCAUUUGAUAUACCAACCUGGUGAUGUAGUACAUAAUAGAUACAAACUGUUAUCUACCCUAGGUGAAGGUACGUUCGGGCGCGUCGUGAAGGCGAAGGACGUGGAGAAGGAGCACACGAUCGCGCUGAAGAUCAUACGCAAUGUGGACAAGUAUCGCAAGACGGCCAAGCUGGAGAUCAAUGUGCUGGAGGAGAUCAUUGCCAAAGAUCCGGCCGGCCGGCACCUGUGCAUCCUGAUGCUGGACUGGUUCGACUACCACGGGCACAUCUGCAUCGCGUUCGAGAUGCUCGGCCAGAGCGUGUACGACUUCAUGAAAGACAAUAAGUACCAGCCAUUCCCGAUGGAGCAGGUCCGGCACAUGUCCUACCAGCUGUGCUUUGCGGUCAACUUUCUGCACAGCAUCAAGCUCACGCACACGGACCUGAAGCCGGAGAACAUACUGUUCGUAAACUCCGAGUACAACACGGUCGUCAGCAGGACGACGCGGAAGAACCGCGAGCUGCGCCACGUCAACUGUAGCGACAUUCGGUUGAUCGAUUUCGGCAACGCCAUCUUCGAUCACGAGUACCACAGCACGAUCGUCUCGACGCGGCACUACCGGGCGCCGGAGGUGAUACUCGAGCUGGGCUGGGCGCAGCCGUGCGACGUGUGGUCGAUCGGUUGCAUCAUCUACGAACUGUACCUGGGCAUAACGCUGUUCCAAACGCACGACAACCGGGAACACCUCGCCAUGAUGGAGCGCAUACUCGGCCCGAUACCGUACCACAUGGCGAAGAAAACGCCGACCCGAUACUUCCCGCACGGCAAGCUCGACUGGGACGAGAAAACGUCCGAGGCGCGGUACGUGCUGCAGAACUGCAAGCCGCUGAUGCGCAGCGCCAUGUCCGAUGCGCCAGAGCACAUGCAGAUGUUUGAUCUGAUCGCGAAGAUGCUCGAGUACGAUCCGAAGGAUCGCAUCACGCUGCUGGAGGCGCUCGACCAUCCGUUCUUCGCGAAGCCCCCGCACCAGCGACUGCAUCGAUAUGGCAGCGAUAAAAGUAUGUCCUCUUCUUCUUCUGUGCCGCCGAGCAGUUCGCGCGAGUUCUCGCACAGUCUGUCGCGAUGAAAUGAGCAUGCGCUGCUACUGUUGCCGCCGCUGCUGCUGCUGCUGCUGUUGCUAGCGGUGGAAGAUAUGAUAAUAUUAGAAAUUCUGAUUCGCACACGCAUGUACACUGACCUAACUAUCAUGACCAUUAGGUGUAAAUCGACUCUCCUAGCUUGCAACCACCAACCCAUAAAAGCUAUUAAUUAAAAAAAACACACAUACGAUCUUUAAUCGAAA